AUGCGUUCCGCAGGCAUGAGACAUCCAAUGCAACAACCGCCUCCUCCGCCUAGAUUGCCAAAUGCACGUGUACCAAAUGAUGCUGGUGUCUUUUUUGGGGGAAACAACGAUUAUCGUCGAAAUUAUCAACCAAAUAAUAAUAAUCAGCAACAACAGCAGAAUAGACCAUUUAAAAAAGAGCCACAACAAUGGUAUCGUGGUCAAUUACCACCACAACAAAAUCAAUUGAUUCCGAGAGCACCAGGGCCACCACCACUGCGUGGUUUGAGUCCACCUCAACAACCAUGGUUUCGUGGGCCGCUGUCAUCACAACAAAACCAGAUGAACCCUCCACCCUUGGUUCCGCCACCGUUUGGUCCUCCAUUUGGUUUGCCUCCUGUGCCCCCCCAUCCAUUUAUGAUGAUGAACGGACCUCAACAAGAACAGCAGCAGCAACAACAUGUUUAUCAGAAUAACAACAUCAAAAUUGAAGGCGGACAAAUUCCGUUCUUGGACGAUAGCGACAUUCUUCACGAAGAUCCAAAUGAAAACAAACGUCUGUUGCCUCCGCAAGCAACGAUAUCGAACAAUAACGGUCAGAGUAGACGUUCAGAUAAAUCCAAUAAUCGAAAUAUUAUAUCUUAUCAGGAUCUCGAUAGACCAGAUGAACGCGAAACAUCAUCAUUUGAUACACUCGAUUUAUCACGGUAG
Messenger RNA from Didymodactylos carnosus, 690 nucleotides. Lineage: Eukaryota; Metazoa; Rotifera; Eurotatoria; Philodinida; Philodinidae. The record is from the annotation of a GenBank genome assembly.